Messenger RNA from Choloepus didactylus (southern two-toed sloth), 6893 nucleotides. It is a transcript of the gene PHF20, whose product is annotated as PHD finger protein 20. The record is from RefSeq and is a predicted model, not a curated record. The transcript is spliced from 18 exons. Gene Ontology annotation, cellular component: NSL complex; MLL1 complex. The coding region runs from base 1453 to 4500 and encodes 1015 amino acids. Gene Ontology annotation, biological process: regulation of transcription by RNA polymerase II. Lineage: Eukaryota; Metazoa; Chordata; Mammalia; Pilosa; Megalonychidae.
CAGAGUCCUUCUGGCGGUUGGUCCUGGAGCGGCGCAGCCGGAGCGGGGCCGUGAGGUGAGCUCGCGGCUAGGCGCGGCGAGGCGAAGCCGCCUAACUGGGGCCGGGUCGGGCCGGGCCCGCGCCGCGCGCGUGCCGUGCGGACGGGAAACCGUGACGGACUUCACUACUGCUCGGGUCCCCUGCCCGGCCCCGCUCCCUGCCUGGCCCCGCUUACCCAGCCGGGAGGGAGGCCCGGGGACCGCUGCUGAGAGCGUGGCGGGCGUGCGAGCGGUGCCCAAUCCCUGGUGCUGCCCGCAGGAGUGACGGCAGCUGCGGCCAAUCAGGGCCGCCCGAGGGGGCUGGGCCGCGGGGUGCAGGCCCUGGGCGCGGAGCUGGGCCGUGUUGGGGGUGGGGGAUAAGAGCUAGGACACCAAGGUGGGCUGUGCGGACCUUGAAGAGCCCCACCACUGGUCGUUUCUCUUGCCUUGUGCUUUGCGAACGCGUUUUCUUUUAUUGACUGUUUUGUUCUAUUUUGGGGCGCACACCCCUUUCUCAAAUCCCCUAAUAUAAGAGUGCCCCCUUUUUGUAGAGCUUGUAUGGGCGGCGCAACCCUUUUCUUAAGCUCCAGCCCUUGGUGUUUUAUCUCAAUUUGGAAAGCUCCCCCAAAUUGAGAGUAUACCCUCUUCCCCCUGACCUGAAAGGGAGCUUACUGCCUUUUUUUGUUUCCAAUCUGGAUAGCAUUCCCUUUCAAAUUUGGGGGUUCGCUUAAUUAACGAGUCCCUCUAAUCUGGGGUCCAAUAGCCAGUUUGGGGGUAUUUUAUAUUCUAAGAAAUCCAAGCAAGAAUUAACGUUUUCCAGGCCCUGAAAUCUGGAGACAUGCUUUCCCGAGUUUCUUAAAUUUGGAGGCCACGUCCUUCUGCCCUUGAAAUUUAGGGGUGCACCCCGUUUUUAGAGUCUUCCAAAAAUGUCCAAAUCUUGAAGUUUAGGUGCACAUGUUUCCAGUUCUACAGGUCUGGGAAUUCACUGCCUUUUCCAGCCACUCCAUUCUUGGGGUUGCGUUCUUUUCAAUAGUUCUCCAAAUCAAACUACCUUAUUUCAUGGGAAGACUUCUCAUUGUCACACUUGAGUGUGUAUAUGCUUCCUGAGCUCCUACAGUGUACGAAAUGCACCUCUCUGGGUUGCUCAGUUCUUGAGGUGCAGCCACCUUCCUGAGGCUUUUUAAAUCUGGGGAACGCACCUUAUUCCUGAGUCUUCUCAUUUCUGGGCUGUGGUCCGUGAUUCUUGAGCAUGCCUCCAUUCCAUAAUUCCCCAUCUUUUUUUUUUAGCUUUUCUGCCAUCCAAGGAAGACAUUUUCUUUUGCAUUCUCUUCCUCUGCAGAACCGUAUUUCCUUUUAGAUGUUCUGCCUGUGUGGUCCAGUGCACCCCAUUUUCUCUCCUCUGGAAAAUAAAGGCAACCCCAUUGAUGACUGAAAAUGACAAAGCAUCCACCUAACAGACGAGGAAUCAGCUUUGAAGUGGGAGCCCAGUUGGAAGCCCGGGACCGAUUAAAAAACUGGUAUCCAGCUCAUAUAGAAGACAUUGACUACGAAGAAGGAAAAGUACUUAUCCAUUUCAAGCGCUGGAACCAUCGUUAUGAUGAGUGGUUCUGUUGGGAUAGCCCUUAUUUACGCCCUUUAGAGAAAAUACAGCUGAGGAAAGAGGGCUUACAGGAAGAGGAAGGGUCUUCUGAAUUUCAAAUAAACGAGCAGGUCCUUGCUUGCUGGUCUGAUUGUCGUUUUUACCCAGCCAAAGUUACUGCUGUUAACAAGGAUGGUACUUACACUGUGAAAUUUUAUGAUGGAGUAGUUCAGACUGUCAAACAUAUUCAUGUCAAAGCUUUUUCCAAAGAUCAGAAUAUUGUGGGUAAUGCUAGGCCUAAAGAAACAGAUCACAAAAGUCUUUCAUCGCCUCCUGAUAAACGAGAGAAGUUUAAAGAACAGAGAAAAGCCACAGUCAUUGUGAAAAAAGGCAAAGAGGACAAAGCCUUAAAGACGGAAAAGCGCCCCAAGCAGCCUGAUAAAGAAGGAAAGUUAAUGGGCUUGGAAAAGGGGAAGGUGUCAGAGAAAAGCCUUCCCAAGAACGAGAAAGAAGACAAGGAGAACAUUUCAGAAAAUGACAGGGAGUAUUCUGGAGAUGGCCAAGUGGAUAAGAAAUCCGAGAAUGACAUUGUGAAGAGUCCACAAGAAAACUUGAGGGAGCCUAAAAGAAAACGAGGCAGACCCCCUUCCGUAGCUCCUACUGCUGUGGAUUCAAACUCUCAAACUUUGCAACCAAUAACACUGGAAUUGAGAAGACGGAAAAUAUCAAAAGGAACCGAAGUCCCAUUAAAACGUCCUCGGCUUGCCAAAAAUUCAUCCCAGGAAAAGACAAAAACCUAUUCGGAAAACACUGACAAAGACUUAUUGAGGAGACGGUCUUCCAGGCUGUCCACUAAUGGGACCCAUGAGAUCCUAGAUCCUGACUUGGUUGUAUCUGAUUUGGUUGGUACAGUUAAUACGGAUCCUUUGCAAGACACAUCAUCUAGUGCCAAGGAAUCUGAAGAAGGCCAGUUGAAAUCUCCUUUGGAAGCUGGCCAGGUCUCAUCUGCACUAACUUGCCACUCCUUCGGGGAUGGAUUGGGGGCUGCAGGCUUGGAGUUGAACUACAAGUCGAUGGGUGAAAACGCUAUGAAAACGGAACCGGCCUCUCCCCUUGCUGAAUUACAAGAGAUUUCGACUGUGUCAGUAACAAGUACAUUUAAGAAAACAGAUGAUCUUGUGACAUCUAAAGCCCCAGCUGUUGAUCUAGACCACAAGUUUAGAUGCAAGGUUGUGGACUGUUUAAAAUUUUUCCGCAAAGCCAAACUAUUGCACUAUCACAUGAAGUAUUUCCACGGAAUGGAGAAGUCACCAGAGCCAGAGGAAAGCCCAGGAAAGAGGCAUGUCCAGACAAGGGGCUCUUCAGCUUCAGACAAGGCCAGCCAGGAUAGUCUGACUAGGAAGCGGGUCUCGGCAAGUUCCCCAACAACAAAAGACAAGGAAAAGAAUAAAGAGAAGAAAUUCAGAGAGUUUGUGAGAGUGAAGCCAAAGAAAAAAAAGAAAAAGAAAAAGAAAGUCAAACCUGAAUGCCCCUGCAGUGAGGAGGUCAGUGACACAUCCCAGGAACCUUCUCCACCCAAGGCAUUUGCUGUCACCAGGUGCGGGUCCUCACACAAGCUUGGGGCCCACAUGAGCCCACAACUCCAUGGCUCAGAAUCUGGAAACCACAAAAAGAAAGUGAAAAUAUCUGAGGAGGAUAAUCUGAGUGAGUCCUCUUCAGAAAGCUUUCUUUGGAGUGAAGAGGAGUAUGGCCAAGACAUCGAUGUAACCACCAACCCAGAUGAGGAACUUGAUAGAGAUGACCGCUAUGAUUUUGAGGUGGUCCGCUGCAUCUGUGAGGUCCAAGAGGAAAAUGACUUCAUGAUUCAGUGUGAAGAGUGCCAGUGCUGGCAGCAUGGGGUCUGCAUGGGAUUACUGGAAGAAAAUGUACCUGAGAAAUACACCUGUUAUGUUUGCCAAGACCCUCCAGGUCAGAGGCCUGGCUUUAAGUACUGGUAUGACAAGGAAUGGUUGAGCAGGGGACAUAUGCAUGGCUUGGCAUUUCUAGAAGAGAACUACUCCCACCAGAAUGCCAAGAAGAUUGUGGCCACCCACCAGCUCCUUGGCGAUGUGCAGAGAGUGAUUGAGGUUCUCCACGGCUUACAACUCAAGAUGAGCAUCUUGCAAAGCAGGGAGCAUCCUGAUUUGCAGCUGUGGUGUCAGCCUUGGAAACAGCGCUCAGGGGAGGGGAGAUCUCAUUCCAAACAUAUCCACAUCACGGAAGCCAAGACCAAGGAGGAAGCCCCAAGCUAUAGAACUUUGAACGGGGCAAUGGAGAAGCCCCUGCCCCUGCCCCUGCCCCUGCCUCGGUCUGUGGAGGAAUCCUAUAUCACCAGCGAGCACUGCUACCAGAAGCCCCGCGCUUAUUACCCUGCUGUGGAGCAGAAGCUGGUGGUGGAGACCCGGGGCUCUGCCCUUGAUGAUGCAGUCAAUCCUCUCCAUGAGAACAGUGACGAUUCCCUCUCCCCACGCCUGGGCUGGCCUCUAGACCAAGACAGGAGCAGGGGGGAUAGUGACCCCAAACCCAGCUCCCCAAAGGUGAGGGAAUAUAUGUCCAAAAAGGUCCCACCAGAGGAAGCCCCUGCUCGGAAGCUGCUGGACAGAGGUGGAGAGGGGCUGCUGAGCUCCCAGCACCAGUGGCAGUUUAACCUGCUGACCCAUGUGGAAUCUCUUCAGGACGAAGUCACGCAUAGGAUGGACUCCAUUGAGAAGGAGCUGGAUGUGUUGGAGAGCUGGCUGGACUACACUGGGGAACUGGAGCCCCCAGAGCCACUGGCCAGGCUCCCACAGCUCAAGCAUUGCAUCAAGCAGCUGCUGACUGACCUGGGGAAGGUGCAGCAGAUCACCCUUUGCUGCUCAACGUGAAACUGGGCACCCAAAACUAAUGGGGGCAUAAUCCUGGGGCACCUGCAGGAGGAGCUUUCCUAUUUAAAUAAACAAACAUAGCAUGCCGAAUGCAUGUGACACCAACUGACUUCAGGGAUCUGAGCAGGGGUGUGAUGGUCACUGGACAAGGAGGCAAUUUUGGUUGCUGGAGGGCAGGGCACUCUGAUCUUGAAGCCUACCAAGAAGGUAGCAAAUAAGACUUUUGGAAUUCCUUCUUUUUUGUACAUCGUUGAAUGAAGAGCGAGUCUUUUUGCACAAACUUCACUUGAAAUCGUGCCACUGAUGAUAAAUGGAAUGAGAGCCAAAAAAGUUUAGUUGGAAACAGUUGUAAAUUCAAUUUGCAGUUUAUUUAAUUGACUAUUCUAUCAGGUUGGAGUAUAAACCAACCCUUCCGAUUUCUGCCUGGCAUAGUGUUUAGGCAGCAGGCAGCAUUUUCUUUUUUCCAGCUUCAUGGGGAUAUUGUAACUUCACCAUUCUGUGGAUGUUGGGAAGGAGCAGAGAGGCCUUGGCUGCCUCCUUGUUAGACUGUUCACUUUUCUCACCACACCUCUUGCAUGACUUCAUGGUACCAGGGACAAGUUUUGUAUGCUUCAUCCCAGAGUUGGCUGGGUUGUCUUUUGUAGCAGAGCCCAUACAGCCUGUGGAGAACUAGAAUCUCAUUUUAAUAAGAAUCUAGAAGGAAUUCCGAGCUGAAGCAGGCGGGGCUUGGAACCCAAAGGACAGCAUUUUCUACCCAAUUCUUAAUAUUGACAGCUCCCCAGUUCUAUUUAAUGUCCAAAAAACGUUUCCCAGAAUUUCGAACUCUUUUAAUGUAAAGAUUCAUUACAAAGGAUGUGGUUUGGGGAAUUAUCCUAUUUUAUAUUGUUGUAAACAACUUCAGAUUCAACUUGUGCCGCUUUUUUCCUUCCCUGAAGGGUGUGUUCAGUAGUUAGUGUUUUCAGAAUUGUUUUAAUAUACUUUAACACUUUAAAUUUCCUGUUUAUUUGAUGAUAUCAAGGUGAUUAUGCUGCUUAAGGUCCAGGUACAACCUGUUUGUACCUUUUGAGACAAUAUUUGUGUUACUUUUGCAGGUUCCGGUUUCAUCUGUAAUUGCUGUACUUUGUUUUGUUCUUCCUUAAUAGUCAAAGUGAAAGAAAAUGUUCUAUACUUUGAAGAGUGACCAGUUUCACUACUUUUCUUAUCGAUAAACUAAAGGCAGAAAUCAAAGCACAGUUGUCAAAUUAACAGUCACAAGUUAAAUGUCAGUUUAUGAAUCUGUAAUGUUAAAUGCUGCACAUAUUUACUAUGUAAACAUGAAGUAGCCAAUAUCUCAAUAGCAAUGACAGUAUCUCCAGCAACCUUUGGAAUGGUUAGGCUUUAAGUCACAGGUGAUUGUUGUUGUUAAAGCCUCUGUACUAAGAUUAUUCAGAGAAUGCUCUAUCUAAGGAUCAUUCACAAUUUGGUAUAAAUUGACCUGCUGUAGCUUAUCCUUCAGAAGGAAUACAUGUGGCUGUAACAUCUGGAAUAAAGCUGACACAAUUCCUCUACCAGAAGCUGUUUCCCAUUGCUAACAGUGUUUGUGGUAUGGGAAGAAAUGCCUAAGGAGUGUGCAUGGCAUCUGCAUUUUGGAUAAUGAGCCACAUCAGAAUUCUGACACUUGUCCAAAAAGGGAAGAAACCAGAUGAUUUUCUGUAGCCACAACUGUGAGGUAUGAUGAUUUUUAUUAUUAGAUUACUGAUUUUUCUUUUAUGGAAGUACAUUUGAGUAUCUCAUCUGGGGAAGCUGUAACUUUUAAGGUAAUCAAUGUUUUUGUCACAGACUGAAGAAGAAACAGAAUUGCCCUAAUUUUGCCAACUGACCAUUAUGGGUUUAUUGCUUAAGUCUUAUAAAGGAAAUAAUCCCAUUUCACCUGUUGUUACUUUUGUCCUUAGGGAAGCAAGGAGGUCUGGGGGCAGGGGAGCAGGGAAGAUUCUCAAAGUACUGACUUCCGUGUGCUUCCCUAUUUUAAAGCCAUGUUGAGGGGCUCUAUCCCCAGUUCCUGGGUCAAGCUGAAUUAACCCAAGUUGGAGCACUGGAAAUUAUUUGCAAACGUUACUGUUACCAUUACUUGUGCACUACCGAAGUUUUGUCUUUUGAGAAAAACUAUCCACCUACAAAAAUUGCCUUGACAAAAACAGUUUUGGUUUUACUAAUCAUUUUGUUUCUUUAAGUAAUGAGUGUAUGCAAGGUGGACCCUUGAUGAGCCAACAUUGCACUGUGGAUACAUACCUAUGUUUACGCGCUAUUAGAACAGAAGGCACUGUAUAUAGAAAUGUUGCUUUGAAGCAAUAUUUGCAAAACAUGCAAACUUCUGUAUCUGAAUUUGGAAAAAAUAAAACAGAUUUUCAUUGCUA